Messenger RNA from Aspergillus clavatus NRRL 1, 819 nucleotides. RefSeq names its product alpha/beta hydrolase family esterase. The transcript has a single exon. Gene Ontology annotation, molecular function: feruloyl esterase activity. The coding region runs from base 1 to 819 and encodes 272 amino acids. The record is from RefSeq and is a predicted model, not a curated record. Lineage: Eukaryota; Fungi; Ascomycota; Eurotiomycetes; Eurotiales; Aspergillaceae.
AUGGUGCAUUCCAUUCUGCUCUAUACUUUUCUCGCGCUAAGCGUCUUUCUCUCCCCCGUUUUCGCCGAGGCUCGAUCGCCUGGCUGUGGCAAGCUCCCGAACCUCAGUAAUGGUGUUCACAAGAUCAAUGGUCGCGAAUAUACGCUCAAGGUACCCAGCAACUACGACAAGAACAAGGCAUACCACCUGGUCUUUGGCCUGCACUGGCGCGGAGGAAACAUGGGGGCUGUGGUAAAGGGUGAAGGGGUCCAACCGUGGUAUGGCCUGGAGAAGCGUGCUCAUGGCAGUGCCAUCUUUGUUGCCCCCAAUGGAAAGAGUGCUGGUUGGGCCAAUACUGGUGGUCAAGAUAUUGCCUUUCUUGACGCUAUCAUCAAGGAGGUUGAGAGCAACUACUGCGUCGAUCAAAGCUCUCGGUUCGCGACUGGCUUCAGUUGGGGUGGCGGCAUGUCCUACGCGUUGGCCUGCUCGCGUGCGAAGCAAUUCAAGGCUGUUUCUGUCCUGAGUGGAGGCCUGAUCAGUGGGUGCAGUGGUGGUAAUGAUCCAAUUGCGUAUCUGGCCAUCCAUGGCAUCAAGGAUAAUGUACUGCCUUUUAAUGGAGGCAUUUCCCUGGCCAACAGAUUUGUCAAAAACAACCGCUGCCAUCAAUCCGAGAUUCAUACUCCCAAGUCUGGCAGUCGGAGCUCCGUCCGUACGGACUUCCGAGGCUGCUCCAAGCCAGUCUCAUUCAUUGCUUACGAUGGCGGCCACGACGCUGCGCCUCUUGGGGUUGGAAGCUCCCUGGCCCCGGAUGCCACAUGGAAGUUCUUCAUGGCGGCUUGA